UUCGCUUUUCAUUUCUCUUUACAUCAAAAACAUAACAUCCAUGGGGAAACAAGGUUCUGUUUUACACAAUAAUCCCUCUUUACUUUUCCUGCUGUUAUUGCUUUUUGAAGCCACAAACGUUGGUGGAGACGCCCGGUUGAACCACUGGGAAUCUGGAAUCCGACUGCCUUCAGAUGAGCCGCAAGGUGUUGAUGAUCAGGAACUCGGAACAAGAUGGGCUGUUCUCGUGGCUGGUUCAGCUGGCUUUGGUAAUUACAGGCAUCAGGCAGAUGUAUGCCACGCCUAUCAGCUGUUAAGGAAAGGAGGAUUGAAGGAACAGAACAUCAUCGUGUUUAUGAACGAUGACAUAGCCAUGAAUGACCUGAAUCCAAGGCCAGGAAUCAUCAUCAACCAUCCCCAAGGCGAUGAUGUUUAUGCUGGUGUUCCUAAGGAUUACACUGGUGAGCAUGUUACCGCUGCAAAUUUGUAUGCAGUACUUCUUGGUAACAGAAGUGCAUUGAGUGGUGGAAGUGGAAAGGUUGUUGAUAGCAAUCCCAAUGACAGAAUCUUCAUAUACUACUCGGAUCAUGGAGGCCCCGGGGUUCUAGGGAUGCCAAAUAUGCCAUUUCUGUAUGCCAUGGAUUUUCUUGAUGUCUUGAAGAAGAAACAUGCAGCUGGAAGCUACAGAGAGACGGUUAUAUAUGUAGAAGCUUGUGAGAGUGGAAGUAUCUUCGAAGGCAUAAUGCCGAAUGAUCUUAACAUUUAUGUAACAACGGCGUCGAAUGCGCAAGAGAGUAGUUGGGGAACUUAUUGUCCUGGGAUGGAUCCUCCUCCACCUCCGGAGUUCAUCACUUGUUUAGGAGAUUUGUAUAGUGUAGCCUGGAUGGAGGACAGUGAAACUCACAAUCUAAAGAGGGAAACCGUAGAGCAACAAUAUGAAACAGUAAGGGAACGGACUUCCAAUUUCAACGCCGAUGCGAUCGGUGGAUCCCAUGUGAUGGAAUACGGGAAUACAAGCAUUAAAGCUGAGAAACUUUAUUUGUAUCAAGGCUUUGAUCCUGCUACCGUGAAUUUGUCUCCUAAUGAAUUAAACCACAACACAUGCAUGGAAGCUAUUAACCAGAGAGAUGCAGAUGUUCUCUUUUUAUGGUAUAUGGUCGUCUCGUUUGUUAUACAGUACAAAAAUUCAGAAGACGGAUCAAAGAAGAAAGAAAUAAUGACACAGAUUACUGAGACCAUGAGGCAUAGAAUCCACUUGGAUGGCAGCAUCGACUUGAUUGGAACACUCCUUUAUGGGCCAGCAAAAGGCUCUGCCAUCCUCAACGCCAUCAGGGAACCCGGUUUGCCGCUCGUUGAUGUCUGGCAGUGCUUGAAACACAUGGUCCGGUUGUUCGAGAUACACUGCGGAUCACUGACUCAAUAUGGAAUGAAGCACAUGCGUGCAUUUGCCAACAUUUGCAACAAUGGUGUUUCUCGGUCCUUAAUGGAGGAAGCAUGCUUCGCGGCAUGCGGUGGUCAUGAUCCGAGACCAUGGCAUCCUUCAAACCAUGGGGGUUUUGAGUUUGGUGGUUAUGGGGGAUGCUUUGGUUCGAGAAUUGGAGGAGGACAAGAGAAUAAGGUUGCAUUAUUUGGAGGAGAUUGAGAGAUGUUUAUAUAGAAGAUUUUUCUACGGUGUCAGGUUUUAGGUUUACUGUGGUGUAAGAAAAAA
This is a messenger RNA of Hibiscus syriacus, 1687 nucleotides long. Its product is annotated as vacuolar-processing enzyme-like. The transcript has 9 exons. Gene Ontology annotation, molecular function: cysteine-type endopeptidase activity. Bases 41 to 1621 code for a protein of 526 amino acids. Gene Ontology annotation, biological process: vacuolar protein processing. The record is from RefSeq and is a predicted model, not a curated record. Lineage: Eukaryota; Viridiplantae; Streptophyta; Magnoliopsida; Malvales; Malvaceae.